GGAACGGAGAAAUCGCUGAAACAUCCGCGAUUGUUACAUUUUUUACUCUCUUCCUCUCGUCUCUUUCCAACAGUGUCAUUUGUGUUGCGUUUGUUAUCUGCAAAGUAGAAUUAUAGAAACAGAAUUCUAUUCCGCCUACGUUCUGCUAGUAUCAUAGCACCAUGUCCCGACUGACGAGAACAUGUUUACGGGUGCCACGACCAAAGUCGCUCUUCGGCCUCAUUAGCCUGCAGACAGGCACCGAACUCAUCUCGCUAGCCCUCGUCUUCAACAAGGUCACCGGCUUCUACGGCAUCCUCGCCAUCCUGACCGGAUUCCAGCUUUCCGCGCUCCAGCUCUCGACAUACAUUUACUCGCUUGCGGUCCUUGUCGCCCUUAUAUUCCUCCUCCCCCACAUUCGGAAGCAGAGCCCAUUUGAGGCGCUGGCCCUUGCCUGGCUGUAUGCCGCCGAUACGGUGAUCAACGCCGCAUAUACUAUUGCCUUUGGCAUCAGCUGGUACUCCGUGAACAGCGUCUCGGCGACUCCCGAAGCCGACAAGGUCGACGCUGGCGCACGAUCAAACACUCUGCCACGAGCAUUUUCCGCGGCCGAGGACACAGCCAUGAGCAUCGUCUUUAUCAGCUUUGCUACGCUGAUCCGCGUCUAUUUUACGUUUGUCGUCAUGUCGUUUGCGCGACAAGUAAUUCAGAGAUAUCUGCAUCUGUUGGUCCUUGAUGCUCAUGUUCUGGAUGACCAGAAUGGACCAUUUGCGCUGGACCUACCAGACGGCCAGGGCCGCCGUGGACAGAUUGGUCGCUUCAUGAUUUCCAUCUGCCGUAGAUACUGGCUUGCAGUGUCUGAGGGCGAGGAGUGGUCUGGAAACGGACAUUCGCGAAAGGCAAGCUCAUCAGCUACGUUGGCUGGUGAAGUGUAAUUGUGACGCAUCCAGCGUAAUUGGAUAUAUGUUAUAGAUGUGGUUGAGGCAGAAGCUUAGGAGUGUCACGUCAUGGAGCCUCCACAAUUGCUCAUGUAUACGAAAGAGGUGGGCGAUAUAUUAAUAACUGGGAUGCAUCCAACGGCCCUGGUUGUGGAGGCGAAUAUCGGCCUCCGGGUCGUCGGUGCGGCUUGGGCUGGCGUGCACUUGCAGCAACGCGUAAUGCGGGUUGUAAUAGUGACCGGAUGGAGUUUGUUUAGGGUUUAUGGCAUCGUCUUUAUGUUGUUCUUCAUAGCAUUCUUUUGCGGGGGAAAUGCAGCUUAUGGCUGUGGAGAGGGGGAUUGGCUUUAUAUAUUGGCGCGAUUAAUGAUUAUGUCCACGUUCUGUCAAUGUACUUUUUCUAUACCCAGUGCACAUCAAUGAAUUGCCAGAAGUUCUAAAUAGCGACUAGAAAUGGGUUAUGUGGAUGGAGAGUGUUCUAUAUGGCUGCCGAGGGUCCGAGUCCGGCGCGUGGCUAGAGACAAUGGAACGGGCUGGCGACUGGUAAAAGAGCCGCCUAUACGGGUUGCUACAGCACAGACAAAAAGGUGGAUCAGAGCUGGAUAAACUGUGCGGCAUGGAAUGGCAUGGCUUUUCUCUGCCAAUUUGUGGAUUUGUAAGGAGUUUGAGUCGUGUGAUGGGAUGGCGUGCGUCGAGAGCAGCGCAGAGCGAGGGCCCGACACCGCCGG
This is a messenger RNA of [Torrubiella] hemipterigena, 1642 nucleotides long. NCBI's taxonomy places the organism in Eukaryota, Fungi, Ascomycota, Sordariomycetes, Hypocreales, Clavicipitaceae. The record is from the annotation of a GenBank genome assembly.